GAGGUCAGAAGUGAAGAGGGAUCAGCAAGGAGCAGGGGCUGAGCCGUCAGGGGCGCGGGGGUUGGGCAGCCAAGUUUACCUUCCCAGACCUACCAGUCUCCUUCUGCCAGCAAGCCCUCCUGGACACACCCAGGCCCACCGCCAGGGGGCCCCCUCCAUUCCCACACCGGUCCGAGAAGCACUGGUAGAAGCCCCACUCCUGCCCCCAUCCCCCCAGGGUGGACGCCCAGCCCCAGCGCCUCCUUAGGGGUGGUGUCCCCUCCCGCAGGGUCCUCCAUACUUGACCCCUUUACGGAGAGAGAUAUAUGGGGCUGCUGGCAGGAGCCCCACUCUGCAGGGGACCUGGCCCGUUCCUGGGAGCUCUGAAGGGGCAGACAAAGCCCCAACAGGGGCCUGGGGACACCCCAACAACACCCUCGGGGUCCGUCACACAUGGGAUUGGCUGCACCUUUAGCCCAGAGGCCAGCACCUCCCCAGUCCUCAGUCCGUGGAAAUGUCGGAAGGUCAGGCCAUUUAUUUUUCUGUUUGUGUCCCCGACUGCUCACCUGCCCAAAGCCAGCCGUGACCCCAGCAGGUCGGACCCAUGCUUCCCUUCUGGUUGAGGCAAGGGGCUCGGUGGGAAGGCCAGUGCUGCCAAACUCACAUGGAGCCCCCACCCCCUCUUCCCCUGGCCCCAGGGGCAGGGAGCUCUUGCAGCCCUGGAAACCCCUACCCAGCCCCUGCCACCCCGUGGACAGCUGUCCCCCAACCCAGGCCCCCAGCUGUUUCUGCACCCCGUUUCAUCAGACCCUCCAGCCCACCCUGAGGUUGCAGGUCCCCACCACAGAGGCUCUGUGGGGUUCUGGCCCCAGCCAACCCCACUGAGGCCUCUCUCAGAUCCCAGCCACUGAGGUCGGGCAGGGCAGUGACCCCGGGGACUAGAUCCAGCAAGAGUCCCUGUCCCAUGUGCCAGCACAGCAGCCCUCUCUCUGGGCCUCAGUCUCCCAGCCUGCAGAAUGGGGAGAAUGGCCCGCCCAGGGCAGCCUCUCGGAAAGUCCCCAGCCCAGCCUACAGCCUUGGCCCAGGCCCAGCUCCCUCCCCUAGAGGCAGCGCUUGGGGGCGGGAGGCAGGCGGCCUGUCCCCCUGAGGCCAGCAGCAGCUCUAACAAUGCGCUUCCCCCUGCACAAUUCCCAGAAACACCGCCCUCCCUGCCCUGCCAGCCCGCCAGCCUGGCGGCCACUCCACCCUCCCCUCCCCCUCCCCAGGGGCCCCCCCAGGCGACAGCAGGGCCAGGGGCUGCGGUGAAAGCAGGCGAUCUGACUCACAGGGGUCCCUAAGGCAGUGCCUCCCCAGGGGUCCAGGCACACCGGCCCUGACCUCCGGAGGGAGACAAAGAAAACUCCUGGGAGAGGCGGAUCACCAAGGAGGAGCCAGACCUUGGGAGGUCACCUUGGCCAGGCCUCAAUCCCAGAGCAGACUCCUGCCCUUCUCUCCUGGCAGGGAGUUGGUGAGUCCACCCUUACAGCCUGCACAGGGUCCCCACGUAGCAGCUGUACUGAAGCUGUAGAGAGCUAAGUCAGAGAAUACCCUGCUCUGCUCAAAACCCACUCGAGUCAGAGUCUUCCUCAGGUCAGAAAGCAAGACCCUCCCAGGCCCCACAUAGCCCCUCAGCCGUCCCCUCCCUUCUGCAAACUUCCCUGCCCCAGGACCUUUGCCCAUGCUGCUCCCCCUGCAAAAAAAACACACUUCCCGUGUAUCUUCUCAUCUCUUUCACAUGUUUCCUUCAGGGUUGGCCCACAAGCCCCUCAAGAAAGGACAGGCAGUGAGCACCCUGACACGGCCCCUCUCCCCCACAGCUGGCAGCAGCCUGGCACCCAGUAUCCUGGCCUGUUUGCGGACGUGUUAAUUGUCUCUCUCCCACGGGCAGGGGCAGGGACUCGGGUCUGUUCUGCUCACUGCCAAAUCCCUACCUCCUGGAAUGGGGCCCAAUCCGUGGUGGGUCAGUGUCCAGUGGAUGGAGGAACAGAAGGAUGGAUGAUUCCUGUCCCCAAGCGAGAAGGGGUAGAUGGUCCCCAAGAACACAGGCCUGCCUCCCAGCCCAUCUGGCAGCCCCAACUGCUUGGGUCAUCAAAGCCAUUUGUUACCAAAGCCAGGGCACCAGCAAAAAAACCCUACACUGCAGUGCCCACCAGGGCCUUUUGGGCCAGUGACAACCCCCCCCCCAAGGGGUCUCUGCUCCUUCUUCCCAGGAUUUGCAGGGCACAUGCAGACUGUCAGCAGAGCCUGGCAGGAGAGGGAGGGGUAGGGUAGCAUGGGCAGGGUAGGGGCUGGGAUACCCAAGUGUGUCAACACAGGCCCCAGGCAGGGCACCCAGAGAGCCACAUCUGCUCCACCAAGAGCCACCAAGGGGGACCAGGGCACAACUCCAGCGGGACCAGGACCCCUGCAGACCCAGGCCCGGGCACUGGUACCUGAAUAAAGACAGGCUCACCAGCAGCUGCCCCGGAGCCCAGACUGAGAGCCUGGGGGGCAGAGUGGGGGCAGGGGCACUGGGCCUGGCCGACCAGCCGGGCCGGACAACUAGACAGACAGAGUGUCUGGCGCCUGCUCAGCCAGGCUGGCCCUCGGCUCCCUCCUCACAGCUGCGGCCUUCCUUCCGGAGCUGGUGUUUCCUGGCUCCUCCCUGCUGUUGCUGUGGAAACCUAGGGCAGCCUGGGCCCCCCCCCCUGUUCCCACGGAGCCCCCGCUGAGCACCGAGCGGAGCCCACACAGGACGCAGCAACACCCGAGGACACGCAUGGCCCCAACACCCCGGGGCUCACAUAGCUGGACACCCCAACUCUUGUCCAGCACAGUAUCCUCAGCAUUUGGAAACAGCCUCUGUGACACCUGAGACCCACCCAAGUGACUGAACUGGACAGUCCACAGCUCAUCUGCCCUGCGGCCACCGUACUGGGGGGCCUCCUUACACAUGCUGCGUUCAGGGCCUCCACACCCACCAGGCCCUGUGCCCUCCCACACAGAGAAGCCCCAUUCUUGGUCCUGCUAGCCAAACACAAAAGGCAGACCCCACCCCUGCACGACACCCCUAUACUUGCAACUGCGCUGUCCUCUCCAUGCAGCCAAGACGCCCACAGUAACAGCCCGACCACCACUGAGCACACAGACACCCAGCCCUGCCUGGGACCCCCAGGUCACAGGAAAGGGGCAAAUUGUGCACUGAUCCCAGCACUCUUGAGAGCUACCGCCUGGCAAGUGUGGGCACCGUGCCAGUUUUCUCCAGCUCUACCCCAGCUGCUCUUUCCCAGGAGUGAGGCCCAUGGUGCUUGGGAAGCCCAGCGGCUCUCUGCACACCAGGCCCAGCACCCAGGACUGAGAGCAGGAAGGCAUGGGGCCAGGCAAGUCCGCUGUCCCCAGGCACGAGCCCCAGGGUCCACCUGCACCAGGCCUGCCCCUGUGAGACAUGCCUGCACUGUGCACAAACCUGUGUCAGCUUGGUUCUAGGCCUUUGGACAGCCUCCCCAGAAUCCUCAUGCCCACCCCGCCCUCCUCCAGUCCUUGGCGCAGCCUCAAGGAUGAGCAGGAGGACCCAGGCUAGGCCUGGAGCCCUGGCCUCCAGGACCACAAGGUAGGGUCUGAAAUGGGCAGCCUGGCUCCAGAGCUGAGGUGUCAGGAGACCAGAGAGUCCUCUCCACCUGGACCCCACCCCCACCUCUGGGAGCAGGAGGGUCUAGCCCUGUGGGACUCAGUAAUUGGUCCCAGCCCCAGCUACUCCGGCAGCAGCCGGGGCUGGGUGGGUGGGAUCCUGUGAGGUCUAUGCCCCGGGCAGCGCCUGGGAGGUCCGCCACCCCCAGAGCCCAGCCAAUCCCCCACCCAGAGUCACUGAGGGAUUUCCCAGCAUCCUUUGUGGGCUUUGCCUGGAGCCUGGGGGUCUGGUCUAGGCUGAGGGAGGCAGUAGGCAGAGGGCCAGGAAAGCAGUGUCCACUGGCCACCCAGGCCAGCCCUCACUCACAGCGCAAGCUUGCCCUCCAUACCACCUUCUGUCCAGGGAGAUGGGGGCUGCAGACAGGGCCUCCUCAAGGGUGGGUGGCAACAGACCUGGACCAGGCCAGCCUGAGGUGAUCCUGAAGACAUAGGAACACCCCAGACUCUGAAUCACCUCCACUGUGGAUGAAGUGGGGGCCACAGCUUGGCAGCCAGAGAAAUCGUGGGAACCCUCCCAUGGUGGGUAUUGAGAGCCACAGCCUCCAUUCUGCUCCUAGUGGGACUCUGACCAGUCUCACCCUCACACCCAGGCAGAUACAUACACACAGACCACACGCAGAUGCAGACACACACCUCUGAGGCACAGCCGGCCCCACCCUCGCCAGCCCUCCUGCAGCCCUGGGGAGUACCCUUGGCCCUGAGGUUCCCAGGUCAGGGCCACCCUGACUGCAGCUCCCACCCCGUCGUUCUCCUGUCUGGACAGUGGGCUAGAGCCACCAUUAGCACCCCUGCCAGACAGCACACAGGGGAGGGUACCUGACCUAGAGAUGAGGAGUUACCCCAGGAGGCUCGCCCUUGCCUUGCCCAGCCCCAGCCCCAGCCCACAGGACGUGACAGCCAGACCCUUGAGUCCCACAGCUUAGCCAAGAGGGCUGGAGCCAUCUGGGGUUAGGUAAUUCUGGGCACUGCCCACCACUAGGCUCCCAGCUUGAACAACUCUGGGCUGUCAGGGGCCCCUAGGGGAACCAAAACUCCAUCCCACGGUAGGGGGCAGCAGUGGAGGACCCUGGAGGCCUCCUUCCCAAACCCAGUGAUCCUCAUCCCAGGUUAGCUGCUGCCCAGGCUGAACCAGUCCCUGGCGUCCCCAGGCCACACCCAGAAGACUGCAGGGAGAAGUAACCUCUGCUAAGCACCCGCCCCUUGGGUGAUGAGUCUUCCUCACUCAUGUCUCCCCACAAUCCCUGCAGGCUGCUCGGCCCACCCAGCCGCCCACAGCGGUCAAAGGGGAGCUGGCCCCGGGGCAGAGGCCUGUACACCUGUCCCCAAGGGCCCCCCAUUCUUGCCUGCCUCCCAGAAAAAGUCAGUCUUCCCUUCUAGACCCAAGAGAAGCCACUUUGACUGCCCCAGUACACCAGCGUGGGCUGAAUCAGUGAAUUAGGCGCUCAGGCCUGGGAGAUCUGGAAACUAGUCUGGGACCAACCCUACGUGAAACACCUGACCUGGGGACAGGGCGCACACCCAACAGCGUCCGUGUGAGAACCCCUGUGGGGCACUGGCCUCUCCCCAGGACAGCUCAGGAGCAGAUAUGGGAGGGGGGAGCUGUAGGAUCCACAGGGGACUCACCCCCUUCACAAGCACUGACUGUAUGUGGCCUUAAGGGACUACCAGGGACAGAGUACUGAGAGCCUCUGGCCACACAGACCCAGGGUCACCGACACCCGUGGCCACGCACCAUGGAGCUCCCAGCACUUGAGGGGUGAGGCUCCUCCCAGGCUACCAAUGGAUGUGCGGGAGGGAAAACUGAUCCCUCCCCAGGGCUGCUGAGGGCACUCGUCCCACCUCUAGCAGAACCACCCUCAGCAGGAGGGGACUGGGAAGGAGACUGCCCCAGGAGAGACCCUGCAGUUUCUGGAGCCCAGACUCCUGGUGGGGAGGCAACUGCAAGGAGGCUGGAAGCUCCUCUGGACACCCUCCCACGUCUGAUGGCCCCUUUCCCCCCACCUGCCGGAACCCGGGGUCCAGUCCUGCUCUUUUGCAGCAGCGCUGGCCCCGCUGCACAGGGGAACCCAGCUGCUACUGGUCCCAACCGGCCCUGGGGAGGAGGGUGGGACCUGGGGCUCCACCCACUCUAGAUCCCUCCCCUCUGGCUCUGGCAUGGGUCCAGAGCAUCUACCUUCUCCCUCCCAGUGGUACUCAGCUGUGGCCCACCUGGUUCCCAUCAGUUCGGGAGUAGGGGCGGGGGCAUGCCAAGACCAUCUUUCCCUUUAACCCCAUGAACAGGCCUGCGGGGGCUCGAAGCCCCCAGUGCUGCAAGUUCCACGUGUGGCUGGAGGAUGGAGAAGCAUGACGCCCUGGGGUUAUCCAGGGCAGCUCCCCCAGGGCAGCUCCCCCAGGACACAGGGCACUUUUCCCAAGGCGUCCUGCCCUCGGAGUUAGACUCUAUUGGGGAGGCAGCCUCCCCCAGUUACCGGUCGGGGGUCUGACUCUGGGUGGGGGGCAGCUCGUCUCUGAAAGUCUGACAGCCCCAUGAACAUACCCCCUUCCAAGUUUCAGGCCGUAUCAGCCGCCCUUUCCCACUCGGGGGUCUCUCCUUUGGGGAGGAUGCUGGGGUCGCCGUGCCUAGGAGGCCACAGCGGAAUCCUACCGGGCGGAGAAGAAAGGAAGCCCCCAGGAGGAGGGGGCAGCCUAGGCCCGGCCCGCCCCGCCCCGCCCGCCCGCCCCACCGCCUAUUGGCCCCGCGCCGCUAUAUCUGGGUGCCCACCCGGCGCGAGGCCACCGCCGUCGCCACAGCCGCCCCGACCGCCGCCCACUCUCCGCGCUCCCGCGCUCCAUUCCGACCAAGCCGCGCCCAGCUGGAAUGCAGAGAUCGCCGCCCGGCUACGGCGCACAAGACGACCCGCCAGCCCGCCGCGACUGUGCAUGGGCCCCGGGAUCCGGGGCCGCCGCUGAGCAGCGCGGCCUCCCCGCCGCCCCCGCCGCCCUCGCCGCGCCCGCCGCGCCCGCUUCGCCGCCCAGCCCGCCGCGCAGCCCGCCGCGCAGCCCUGAGCCGGGGCGCUAUGGCCUCAGCCCGGCCGGCCGCGGGGAGCGCCAGGCGGCUGACGAGUCACGCAUCCGGCGGCCCAUGAACGCCUUCAUGGUGUGGGCGAAGGACGAGCGCAAGCGGCUGGCACAGCAGAACCCGGACCUGCACAACGCGGUGCUCAGCAAGAUGCUAGGCAAGGCGUGGAAGGAGCUGAGCACCGUGGAGAAGCGGCCCUUCGUGGAGGAGGCGGAACGGCUGCGUGUGCAACACCUGCGCGACCACCCCAACUACAAGUACCGGCCGCGCCGCAAGAAGCAGGCGCGCAAGGCCCGGCGGCCGGAGCCCGGCCUCCUGCUCCCGGGCCUGGCGCCGCCGCCGCCGCCGCCGCCGCCCGAGCCCUUCCCCGUGGCGACUGGCGCAGCCCGUGCCUUCCGCGAGCUGCCCCCGUUGGGCGCUGAGUUCGACGGCCUGGGGCUGCCCACGCCCGAGCGCUCGCCGCUGGACGGCCUGGAGCCCGGCGACGCCGCUUUCUUCCCUCCGCCUGCGGUGCCCGAGGACUGCGCGCUGCGACCCUUCCGCGCGCCCUACGCCACCGCCGAGUUGCCCCGGGACCCGGGCGGCUGCUACGGGGCGCCCCUGGCCGAGGCGCUCAGGACCGCGCCCGCCCCCGCCGCGCCGCUCUCCGGCCUCUACUACGGCGCCCUGGGCGCGCCCGGCCCGAGCCCGUACCCCGGCCCGCUGUCCCCGCCGCCCGAGGCCCCGCCGCUGGAGGGCGCCGAGCCGCUGGGUCCCACCGCCGACCUGUGGGCCGACGUGGACCUCACCGAGUUCGACCAGUACCUCAACUGCAGCCGGACUCGACCCGAUGCCGCCGGGCUCCCGUACCACGUGGCGCUGGCCAAGCUGGGCCCGCGCGCCAUGUCCUGCCCGGAGGAGAGCAGCCUGAUCGCUGCGCUGUCCGACGCCAGCUCUGCCGUCUACUACAGCGCGUGCAUCUCCGGCUAGGCCGCCGGCCGCCCGGCGCGCGCUGGUGUCGCCGUGCAUCACCACUCUGUCUCUCUCACAGGUGUCUAACGCCGCUGCUUGUAGCAGGCCCGCGGGAACCAGCGAGGUUGGUGCUUGGCCACCCGCCCAGGGCGGCCCACAGGGGUGGCUCCCACUUGUCCCAGGGCUCUCCCAGGAAGCCCAGGCCUAGGACAGGUUAAGUUUUUGAAGCGCCUCAUCCUUUUCUUGCAGUGUAUUUUCCAGAACCAGGCUGUAUUUUUUACUUUACUUUUUUUAUAUACAGAAAACAAUAUAUUUAAUUUUUAAUUAAACUUUUAAACCUUUUCUCCCAA
Camelus dromedarius (Arabian camel) is the source of this 8043-nucleotide messenger RNA. RefSeq names its product SRY-box transcription factor 18 (gene SOX18). Gene Ontology annotation, molecular function: DNA-binding transcription factor activity, RNA polymerase II-specific; RNA polymerase II cis-regulatory region sequence-specific DNA binding. Bases 6542 to 7711 code for a protein of 389 amino acids. The record is from RefSeq and is a predicted model, not a curated record. Gene Ontology annotation, biological process: positive regulation of transcription by RNA polymerase II; lymphangiogenesis; vasculogenesis. NCBI's taxonomy places the organism in Eukaryota, Metazoa, Chordata, Mammalia, Artiodactyla, Camelidae. The transcript has 2 exons.